Plenodomus lingam JN3 is the source of this 684-nucleotide messenger RNA. RefSeq lists its product as uncharacterized. The record is from RefSeq and is a predicted model, not a curated record. NCBI's taxonomy places the organism in Eukaryota, Fungi, Ascomycota, Dothideomycetes, Pleosporales, Leptosphaeriaceae.
AUGACUACACACAUGAUACCACGCAAAGAGGUCGGACAGCCCUGUCCGGCCCAUCUGAAAGAAAUACACGCUACGCACACUACAUCAGAAUCAGGCUGGGACAUUCCCGAGAAAGGUCUACAAAAGAGAGACACAGGCCUUGGUGCCAUCACGGGCGCAUCGCCAUGGGCGCUUGCAGAUCGCUUUGAUCACAUAUUCCCGCCUUACAAACGAUACUUUGGACGCAGUCGGCGCACUGUAUUAAUCGUCAUUGGUGUUUUUUUCCUAUGCCUGCUGGCUCUGAUCAUAGGUUUGGCUGUUGGGCUGAGAGGGCGAUCUAAGACCCAGAAUCUUCCCUUGCCUGGCGGAGCUCAAACCUAUACAGGUGAUCUUACUUACUACGAUCCUGGGCUUGGUGCUUGCGGUAUCGAUUCAGGAGAUGAUGAUCCAGUGGUUGCGAUAUCGCAUUACACCUUCGAUGCUGCUCAGACAGGUAGUGAUCCGAACCAGAACCCGCUGUGUGGGAGGAAGAUUCGAGCGAGGAGAGUUAAUGAGUCGACUGGCAAAUCAGUUAGUAUUGAUGUGACUGUGAUUGAUAGAUGUACAGGAUGUCAGCCAACAGAUAUCGAUGUCAGUCCUGCCAUGUUUGACAAGAUGGCAGACCAUGCUCUAGGACGAGUCACUGUUACGUGGGCAUGGUUGUGA